Cryptomeria japonica (Japanese cedar) is the source of this 621-nucleotide messenger RNA. Its product is annotated as protein LURP-one-related 5-like. The transcript has 4 exons. The record is from RefSeq and is a predicted model, not a curated record. Bases 1 to 621 code for a protein of 206 amino acids. NCBI's taxonomy places the organism in Eukaryota, Viridiplantae, Streptophyta, Pinopsida, Cupressales, Cupressaceae.
AUGAUGGCAACAGAGGAUGAGGUCCCCAUGCCUGACCCUGUUAUUGAGAAAGAACUAUUCUUGAAAGCCUUGAGAGAUAUGAGUGGUAAAGCCUUAGAGGGAGUGGCUCUUUUUAGUGGGAAGAUGGAUCCAGAUGCCCUUAUAGACUGGAUUGAAGGGCUAGAAACCAUUUUGAAUGUGAUGGAAGUGGAUAACUAUGCAUCCAAUGUUAGAAACGAAGUAAUUCUCAUGGAUGAUUCAGGCCAACUUCUUCUUACAUUGCGGCGUAAGAAAUGGUGUUUUGGGAAGAGAUGGGAAGCAUUCAGAGGAGACCCAGUGGAGUCCGAUAAGCCUGCAUUUAGCCUUACAAAGUCUUUGGGCUUUUCAUAUAAAACUAGGGCAAACGUAUUUGUCUAUGGAAGUAGACAAAUUAAGCAGUGUGAUUAUCAGAUGGAAGGGUCGUUGUGCAAGGCAUCGUGCACAAUAUUGAGUGCCUCCGGAGAGAUCAUUGCACAGAUUAAACGAAAGGAAGCCAAAUCGGAUAUAAUGCUGGGGAAUGAUGUUUUGAGCCUGGUUGUCGAAGCGGGAGUAGAUCAGGUAUUUGUAAUGGGGUUGCUUAUCAUGUUUAAUCAGAUGAGCUAA